AUGAAAAAUAGAUAUUUGUUCUAUGGAAAUAUACUUUCUAUUCCUAAAUGUGAAACACUUUUGGAUGAAACUAAUAAUGAAGACACAUGUGAUAUUGAUUAUGAUGACAAGCCUAUAAAGGAUCAACCAAAAAUUGAAGAAUUCUAUAAGAAAAAUUACUGUAAUAUUUUCUCAUAUUUAAUGAAAAUUCAUUAUCGCACAGAUGAAUAUAAUAUAUCAAAAGAAGCUGCAUUAGUAUACUUAUAUUAUUGGAUAUAUAUUAAACACACAAAUAAAGCUAGAACAUACAAAAUCUAUGAUGUUUUUAAAGCAUUUCUCAGUGGAUAUGAGGAUCUAUAUAGAACACAGGCAUACAAGGAUUAUAUAAAUAAUGUAAUUAGUGAUGAGGAAUUGAAAAAUCUGGAAGCCGUCUUUGAUGUGUACAUGUGCCUUAAUAAAAUAAAGGGACAUAAAGAAAAUGGAUAUUGUGACACACUGAUAAAUAUUAUAAAUCAAUAUAAUACAGAAAUAGAAUCUAAUAGUGGUAAAAUGGAUUCAAAUAAAAUACAAGCAUAUAACAGAAGUUAUAAUGUAGCUUCUAUUAUUAUAACUGUUGUCAUAAUGAUGGUAGUUUUUUUUUUAUUACUUAUUUUUUAUCAGUUUAGCUCAUAUGGUUAUUGCAUUCGCCGUAGAAUAAAUAAUAUAAGAAAAAAAUGGAUUCAUGCAGAUAAAGAAUGGAAUAUAUUACAAUCUCCUGAAUCAUUUGACAGUAUCCCAUGGAAUAAUAAUUACAAUGUAAUAUAA
This is a messenger RNA of Plasmodium gonderi, 783 nucleotides long. Its product is annotated as variable surface protein. The transcript has 3 exons. Bases 1 to 783 code for a protein of 260 amino acids. The record is from RefSeq and is a predicted model, not a curated record. NCBI's taxonomy places the organism in Eukaryota, Apicomplexa, Aconoidasida, Haemosporida, Plasmodiidae.